UCGGUCUGCGGUUCCAGGUCCGGGCGCUUUCGCCAGAUCGGAAGCCCCUUACCCUUCACCGCCAGUCGUUUCCUCCGCGCUGGACGUCCACGGUGCGCCCUUGGGAGACCGGCUCCGUUGGGCUUUGCGGGGGAGUGACCAUCGCGGUGGUUUCCAGUCCUUACCUUCCUGUCUCACCUCCUGGGGCAGCGCAACCCCAUCUGAAUUCCAGAAUGACUGAUACUCCUGAAGCUGUUCCAAAUUUUGAAGAGAUGUUUGCCAGUAGAUUCACAAACGAUGACAAAGAAUACCAGGAGUACCUGAAGCGCCCUCCUGCGACCCCUCCAAUUGUUGAGGACUGGAAUAGCAGAGCUGGUGGGAGCCAAAGAAAUAGAGGCAAUUGGUUGCAAGAUAACAGACAGUUUAGAGGCAGGGACGGCAGACGGGGGUGGCCAAGUGACAAUCGAUCCAAUCAAUGGCAUGGACGACCCUGGGGUAACAAUUACCAGCAGCACAGACAAGAACCUUACCACCCUCACCAGUAUGGAAACUACGGUUACAACCAACGGCCUCCCUAUGGCUAUUACUGAGAGAAAUGUCCGCAGCUUUUAGUAAAACCGUUUCCUUUGUUAACAAGACAAACAUUUGCGUGUAUUUUCUGUUGGUCAUCAUUUUGCAUCUGAUUUUAGAAAAUAAAUUAAUUUUUUGGAACUUGAGACAUUUUUAAAAAAAUAAGAUCUUUCCAGAGAGAUGUGAUGGUUGCUGGGAAUAAACACUUCCCUAAAAAAGUUAUGGAUUAUAUGGCUUGACUUCUACCUCAGACUCUUCGUUUCAUGACUUUGAACUUGGUAUAUCUUUUCCUCGUUGGACCUUCAGUUCUGUCUUUGUUUUACACAGAAAUAAGAUAGGAAUUUUAAAAUAGAAAAUGCUUGCUUUUACUUUGUAAUAUAAGGAAGUAUCCAUGUACUUGGAUGUGCUCAUUCCUAAAAUUUUGAGAGACUGGUAAAAUGAACUAGUGAAUGCACAACUAUCCUUCGUCGUAAUGUGUUCUACAUUAACUUCAGAAGUUGGAAGGUAAAGAAACUGUAGUUAUAUUUCUUUUUUGGCUCUUGCUAUGUGACUAUGGUACUUUCUAAUUACUCUUUAGGUAUGAGCUCCCCAAUCAUUUUUGUCUCUUUUUAUUUUUAAUCUUCACCUGAGGAGUAGUGUCUUGAUCUAAUGAUCUAGGGUGGGAUUAGGGCACAAUCAUUUUAUACAAACUCUAAACCUAGUAGGUAAAAAUUUAUACAUUAUAUAAAAGUGUCACAAAAACACUGUAAUAUUCCCCUUCCUCUUCAAUCUUGUGUAAAAUAAGGUUGCAUUAUUUGACUUUACUUACUUUUAUGGUACUUAAUGUAGGUUGAGUUUACAAUGUUAUAAUCACUUUCAAAUGUGCACCUUUCUGCAUUCUCUUCAAUAAACACUGUGAUGCUGUAA
Messenger RNA from Myotis lucifugus (little brown bat), 1455 nucleotides. It is a transcript of the gene RAMAC, whose product is annotated as family with sequence similarity 103 member A1. NCBI's taxonomy places the organism in Eukaryota, Metazoa, Chordata, Mammalia, Chiroptera, Vespertilionidae. The coding region runs from base 213 to 569 and encodes 118 amino acids. The record is from RefSeq and is a predicted model, not a curated record. The transcript has 3 exons. Gene Ontology annotation, biological process: RNA 5'-cap (guanine-N7)-methylation. Gene Ontology annotation, molecular function: RNA binding.